AUGUCCCGGCACAUCUAUACCCGCCACGGGAUAGGCGAAGGUGUCCAAAAACAGAUCUUUCAGGUGAACAGAGGCACCUACUCACGCCGCAGCCGCCUAAAGAGAUCAGAUGGCAGCACCACCUCCACCAGUUUCAUCCUCCGACAGGGUUCAGCUGAUUCCUACACUAGCAGGCCGUCUGACUCAGAUGUCUCUCUGGAGGAGGACCAGGGUGGACGACAGGAGAGGGAACAGCAGGCUACAGUGCAGCUGGAGAGGGCCAAGACCAAAGCCGUGGCCUUCGCUGUGAGGACCAACGUCUGCUACUGUGGCGCUCUGGAUGAGGACGUUCCUGUCUCAGGGAUGGCCAUCUCCUUUGACGCUAAAGAUUUUCUUCACAUUAAAGAGAAAUACAACAAUGACUGGUGGAUAGGCCGCCUAGUGAAGGAAGGCUGUGAGAUUGGCUUCAUCCCCAGCCCCCUAAAACUGGAAAACAUUCGCCUCCAGCAAGAGCAGAAAAGAGGACGUUUCCAUGGUAAGUCCAGUGGGAAUUCCUCCUCCAGUCUUGGAGAGAUGGUUUCAGGCACUUUCAAGCCCAAUCCUCCCUCUGCAGGAAAACAGAAGCAGAAAGUGGCAGAACACAUUCCCCCAUAUGAUGUCGUGCCCUCCAUGAGGCCAGUGGUCUUGGUUGGACCCUCACUCAAGGGAUAUGAGGUGACAGACAUGAUGCAGAAAGCGCUUUUUGACUUCCUGAAGCACAGAUUUGAUGGCAGGAUAUCAAUCACGAGAGUGACUGCAGACAUAUCUUUAGCCAAGAGAUCAGUGCUGAACAACCCCAGUAAGAGAGCCAUCAUUGAAAGAUCCAAUACCAGGUCAAGCCUAGCGGAGGUUCAGAGUGAGAUCGAGAGGAUUUUUGAGUUGGCAAGAUCACUUCAACUAGUGGUUCUGGAUGCGGACACUAUCAACCAUCCGGCACAGCUCAUUAAAACUUCAUUAGCACCCAUUAUCGUCCAUGUCAAAGUGUCUUCUCCCAAGGUCUUACAACGAUUGAUUAAAUCACGCGGGAAGUCCCAGAGUAAGCAUCUAAAUGUACAGCUGGUGGCAGCAGACAAAUUAGCACAGUGUCCCCCUGAGAUGUUUGACAUCAUUCUGGAUGAGAACCAACUUGAGGAUGCGUGUGAACAUCUAGCAGAGUACCUGGAGGCCUACUGGCGAGCAACACACACCUCCCUCAGCACUCCUCUAAAUCCCUUGUUGGGCCGCAACCUGGGCUCCACAGCACUCUCUCCAUAUCCUACAGCCAUCUCUGGAUUACAGAGCCAAAGAACAAAACACAGUAAUCAUGCAGGAGACCAUUCUCCGAUUGAGAAGCGAAGUUUGAUGACCUCAGAUGAGAACUACCACAACAACGAACGCCAGAGGAAGAGUCGUAACCGCUUGUCUUCAAGCUCCCAGCACAGUCGUGACCACUACCCACUGGUGGAAGAAGAUUACCAUGACCCUUACCAGGACACAUACAAGCCACACCGUAAUCGUGGCUCCCCUGGAGGAUACAGCCAUGACUCACGUCACAGGCUUUGA
Molecule: messenger RNA, 1560 nt
Organism: Chanos chanos (milkfish)
Lineage: Eukaryota; Metazoa; Chordata; Actinopteri; Gonorynchiformes; Chanidae
Gene: cacnb4a
Product: calcium channel, voltage-dependent, beta 4a subunit
Exons: 14
Coding region: 1-1560 (519 amino acids)
Biological process (GO): calcium ion transmembrane transport
Cellular component (GO): voltage-gated calcium channel complex
Molecular function (GO): protein binding; voltage-gated calcium channel activity
Source: RefSeq, a predicted model, not a curated record